AGUGAGAGAGAGUGUGUUACUAAAAAUGAUGUUAACAGGGAGAGAAAAAGAAGAAGAGAAGAAGAAAGACACUUUGGAAGGAGUACGAUGUACGACAAUAGAGGGAAGCAGAAAGAUCUGAGGAUGUUUGAGAAAUCUUUGGAAAAAAAAACAACACAACACACUGAGUAACUUCAGACAGGCUGACUAAGUGACAGAAAUGACAGAGAUGCUUCCUGAUUCCCAGAUCUGGAGAUGUGUGUUGAGUUCCACAGUCAUUGGAGAAUCUAAAAGGGACACACCGCUGACACGCUGGUAGAAGAAAGGAAACUUUCGCUGAAAUACUGAAGCGUGCAGAACAGAAAAGUGACUUGUUCAAGUGGAUAUUCAAGGAUGAUACAGAAGUGCACAGCGCGCUAAAAGUUGAAGCCUUGGAAAAGACUGAGUUUAAUCUAUUUGGACACUCACCAAGGAUCUUUGGAUUUGGACAGACAAGAAAAUUGAACCUCAACAGUCACUGGUCUGACUUUAUUUCAUUUCUGCACCAAAUCUAGAUCAUCAUCAUCGUCAUCAUCAUCAUCAUAACCAUCUUCAACAUUUACAAUAUCACAUUAUGAUGAACUUCAACAGCACCGAGCCCUGGCUUUUCAUCAAUACAUCAUCUCCCAUCAUGCCUGUAAUAGCCGGUCCUGCUAACAGAAGUGGCAUGGAGGCAUAUUUUUUAGACGAGGGGCUCUACAACGACUUUUAUGGCCUUUGGAUUACACUCAUGGUCAUAAACUCUCUCAUAUUCUUGGUUGGCAUGGUGCUCAACACAGUCGCACUCUAUGUUUUCUGUUUCCGCACGAGGCAGAAGACCACAUCAGUGAUCUACACCAUCAACUUAGCAGUGACGGAUCUCUUGGUGAAUCUCUCUCUGCCCACUCGGAUCCUGCUUUACUACAGUGGAGGAGCUUGUCUCACCUGCUCCUACCUGCACAUCUUCAGCUACUUUGUCAACAUGUACUGCAGCAUAUUGUUUCUCACCUGCAUAUGUGUCGACCGAUACCUUGCCAUCGUGCAGGUUGAAGCUUCUCGUCGAUGGAGGAACUCCAGUGUGGCUAAAUGUGUGUGUGUCUCUGUCUGGCUCUUUGCCAUCGUGGUCACAUAUUCCUUCCUCUCCACUGCAUUCCAGCACCCAGGCUGCUGCCUUUCUAAGCUCUUGCUUCUCACCAUCUUUGAGUUCUUCCUGCCACUCAUUAUCAUUGUGGUCUUCACGUUGAGGAUCAUGUGGGCACUGGCUGACCCUCGCCUGAUGCAGCAGAGCAGGGACAGGAGACGGAGGGCUGUCCAGCUGCUGACCACAGUGCUGAUCAUCUUCACAGUCUGCUUCACACCUUUCCACAUCAGACAGGUGGUGGUGUAUUUCUACCCUGACUUGCCACAUCAUGUGAUAGUCUACCACCUGACAGUCACUCUCAGCAGUUUGAAUAGCUGUAUGGAUCCUGUUGUAUACUGCUUUGUUACAAAUAAUUUCCAGGCAACUGUGAGGAAUAUUUUCCGUCGGGCUGAGCCCGAGCAGACUAGUGGUGACAUCAUCAGCAUGCAGCACAGCUCCAAGGCUUCAGGAGGGACAGCCAACGCCAUCACCAAGGAUGUGAUUGUGAUGACCAAGAUUUCUUCUUCACUGCAGAGAGACAAUGCGUGAAAGAACCACACUUUGUA
Messenger RNA from Labrus bergylta (ballan wrasse), 1683 nucleotides. RefSeq names its product G-protein coupled receptor 20-like. Lineage: Eukaryota; Metazoa; Chordata; Actinopteri; Labriformes; Labridae. The record is from RefSeq and is a predicted model, not a curated record. Gene Ontology annotation, cellular component: plasma membrane. Gene Ontology annotation, biological process: phospholipase C-activating G protein-coupled receptor signaling pathway; positive regulation of Rho protein signal transduction. Gene Ontology annotation, molecular function: G protein-coupled receptor activity.